Scylla paramamosain (green mud crab) is the source of this 1062-nucleotide messenger RNA. RefSeq names its product astacin-like. The record is from RefSeq and is a predicted model, not a curated record. The coding region runs from base 155 to 895 and encodes 246 amino acids. Gene Ontology annotation, molecular function: zinc ion binding; metalloendopeptidase activity. The transcript is spliced from 6 exons. Gene Ontology annotation, biological process: proteolysis. Lineage: Eukaryota; Metazoa; Arthropoda; Malacostraca; Decapoda; Portunidae.
UGACUCACAAGACGCAGGGCGACAGCUGCGGGCAGGGAAGACUUUCGCACACCUCAAGGGCGCUGCAUGCCUGUUUCUGGGUAUAAAUAAGCAGAUAAAUCCUCUGUAUCUUUAGCAGCCUCGCCCGCGGUGUGCCUCUCCUUGUCUCUCCAUUAUGCUUCGUCUGAUACUUCUGACGGCGGCGGUGGCGGCGGUGGCGGCCUCUCCCACCGUCCCUCUGGCGGCCAAGGCGAUGUACAACCCGGAACUCUUCCAAGGUGACAUCAAGGGCAUCGCUGGACAGGAGCCUGGGCACGAGAGGGCAGCCAUCCUGGGGUCGCAGUACCUGUGGCCCGGCGGCGUGGUGCCUUACAUCUUCGGCAGCUCCAUCACCUCCUCUCAACAGAGCGUCAUCCUGCAGGCCAUGAAUGAAUUCCACUCCAGGACUUGCAUCAGGUUCGUCCCAAGAACCAAUCAAGCAAAUUUCAUCGAGAUCGUUUCCAACGACAAUGGGUGCUGGUCCUACGUGGGCAAGAUCGGAGGCAUGCAGCGCGUCUCUCUUGACGUGAACGGUUGCAUCUACCUAGGCACGGCCAUCCACGAGCUGAUGCACGCCGUCGGCUUCUACCACGAGCACACUCGCAACGACCGUGAUUCGUACCUCUACAUCUAUUACAACAACAUCAUCCCAGGCAUGGCGUACAACUUCGACAAGGACACCAACUACCAGUACGUGGGCGAGGGCUACAACUACAACAGCAUCAUGCACUACGGCACGUACUCCUUCUCCGUGCAGUGGGGCGUGCUGCCUACCAUGGUGCCCACGUACCCCAACGUGCAGCUUCACGAGCCCUGGGAAAAGUAUUCCAUGGAACAAUCCGAUGCCAACCAGAUCAAUAAUCUGUACGGCUGUUAGCGCCGCCGCGUCAUGCAACACGAAACUGCACACAUUGGAAACCGAGAAAAGGAAAAAAAAAAUCUUACGUCUAUUUCAAUGACAACAUAUGUACCUACAAUGAAUUACAACCUCAAUGACAACAUAUGUACCUACAAUGAAUUAUAACCAAUAAAAACCAGCUUUAA